Molecule: messenger RNA, 3792 nt
Organism: Caretta caretta (loggerhead turtle)
Lineage: Eukaryota; Metazoa; Chordata; Testudines; Cheloniidae
Source: RefSeq, a predicted model, not a curated record
CCCGUCGCUGUCGCGCCGAGAUGAUGUCACAGCGCGCGACGCUCCCCCCACCGUCAGAACGGGCCGCGCGGCCGGGGCGGGGGGGCGAAGCCGGGCCCCGCGGGUGACCCUCCAUUUCCCAUCAGGCAUCGCGGUGCACGCGCCUGACCCCCGGAGCCGGGGCCGCCGCUGCGGGGCGGGGCGCGGCAAGGUCUCCCCGGGGCGGGCUGCCCGGAGCGCGGGGCGGGCCCGUCCAGUCAGGGCCGCGGCUCUCCCGCCCCGCCCGGGCUGGUCCCAGGAAGAGCCUCGGGCCGGUCGGGCCGCCCUGACGCCUGCCGGGCCCAUCCCGGGCGGAGCCGCGCCUCCCGGGCCCCCGGGCCGGGGUCCCCUGCAGAGCCCGCGGGGCGGCGGGCCCGUGGCCUGCCCGGGAGGCGGUGGCCGCUCCCGCUGCCCGGGCCGCUGGCGCCCACCGAAAAGGAAGGAAAAAUCCUGGCAGGGGAUCCUAGGGGGCUGGAGCCCACCGCGAUGAGAAUUCCCACGGUAAAUCUCCUGUCAAGGAAGAGCCUGAGGAAUUGUGAUCAGAGGAACUACCCAGAGCACCAGACAAAUCAGGGCCCUGAGCUGAGAAAAACCAAGCCUCCGCCAGUUCACAUUAUUUCAGCUGUCCUCAGCACAGACACCCCUGAAGCACCCGAGGAUUACUUGAAAGGCUUUGAGAGGCUUGGCUCUGCAGAGCGAGAGAGAGGGAAAUCAAUGACAGAGUAGACACGGGAUGGAAAGUUACAGGGACACAAAUUUCUCUGGUUAUGUCGAGCGUGUUUCCAAAAUCUAACCCGUUGCCUGGCGCAAUGGCAGAGCUUGUGUUAAGAAGACAAUCUAGGAGUAUUGUACCUUUAGCCAUGGCGCACAAAGAAGAAGAUGCUUUACAAAGUGAUUGACAAGUGGGGGCGGUGGAUGACAUCCCCGCUGAGUUCCUUAUUGGGAAUUAUUGUUUGAUGUGACUAAGGGUGUGGAUGUGGUCACUUGCAGCCAAAGUGCAUCUUUGUGCUGAGAUCCCAGGGAGAAGGGGGGAAAUCCCAGAAGCUACUCAGAGCGACAGAGAAAGUCUCUUUGACACCCCGGCAGUGGAAAGAAGCAGCGUGUCUCCAGCAGCAAAGGGAGGUGGGGAGAUGAACUCCUGCAGCGCAGCAGAAGGCAGCCUGCCCCGUGCCCUCAGAGACAAAGGGGUGGAAGAGGUGCCUGCCACUGAACAAGCUGUUCCAGUUGUUCACAGCCAGAGUUUUGCAGUUGAGGAAAGCAUAGCCCUGGCCCAAGAGAGCACCAGGGAUGGUGGCUUAGAGGGGGCCCCAGGAAAGGAAAACAGGGAAAGGCCUUUUAAAGAAGACGGAAAAUUGUCUAGGAAAGCUCCAGUGGGAGAGAACCAAAGCCCUGACCAACCCUCUCAGCAAGUUCUCCGUGCAGAUGCCUUAGCACAGCAAGCCUGGAGCCCACUCAGCUGCACACUGCUUUUGUGAACAUUGCAAACACCUCGCACAUUAUCCUGCAGUAUGUGCAGAGCCUAGCUAGGAGCUGCCACCACGAGGAAGAUUGUGACGAGGACACGGACACAGAUAUUCCUGAAAGCACGGGAUGUGACAAUUGGCAUAUCAUGGUGGCAUUGGGGCAUGUUGAUACAGUGGAACGGCGAUUCUGGGCCUAGCAAACAAGCACAGACUGGUGGGACCACAUAGUGUUGCAGUUAUAAGGAAAAUGAAGGUUUCCUCCUUCCCUCAUGGCCCUGUAAUGAGCUCCUCUCUGCCUGGUUACAUCAUGUUCUUCAUUAUUCUGUCCGGUCACAAAGUGGACUCAGCUCAAUUUAAAGUGAUUGGACCUGACCACCCUGUCAUGGCCACUGCAGGUGAGGACAUUGUGUUACCCUGUCACCUCAGCCCCAGGGUAAGUGCUGAGAGCAUGGAGGUGAGGUGGUACCGGUCCCAGUUCUACGCACUCGUGCACCUUUAUCGCGACGGGGACACUCAGAACGAAAGGCAGAUGCCGGAAUAUCAGGGAAGGACGGAAUUUCUGAGAGGCGACAUUGCGAAUGGAAGCGUUGCCUUGCGAAUACGCCACGUCAGACCCUCUGACGAAGGACAGUACAGGUGCUUUUUUCGAUCAAGUGUUUUUCAUGAAGAAUCCCUGUUGGAACUGAAAGUAGCAGGUCUGGGCUCUGCUCCUCUCAUCUCUGUUGAGGGUUAUCAGGAUGGAGGGAUUCAAAUGGUGUGUCGAUCAGCUGGGUGGUACCCAGAGCCCGAGGUGCAGUGGAGAGAUCCCAGUGGACAGGCUUUAACAUCACUGUCAGAAACAAAACCCCGAGGGGCUAACGGCCUGUUUGAGACACAGAGUUCUAUCAUUAUAACAGAGACUUCUAACCAGAGCCUGUCCUGUCAUAUCAGGAACGCCCUCCUCAACCAAGAAAAGGAGUCGACAGUUUAUAUAGCAGAACCUUUUUUUCCAAGGGUGUCUCCCUGGAUGGUGGCUCUGUACGUGUUCCUGGUUAUCUCCUUUGCUUUGUUAGGCGUUGCUGCUUUUCUCUUCACAUUAAGAGGAAACCUUCAUGCAAAAAUUGGGAAGAUCCAGGCUGAAAAACGGAAACUUCUUGAAAAUAUCAGUGAUCUUCAAGAAGAAAUUAGGAGAUUGCAGGCAGAAAUCGGGAAACACCUUGAAAAUAUCAGUGAACUCCAUGAAGAAAUUAGGGCACAUCUUGAAAAUAUUAGUGAACUGAAUGAAAAAAUUAGUGGACUGCAAAGGGAACUUGAAUGGAGAAAAGCCCUAGUUUGUCCAACGAAUGUGACCAUGGAUCCAAACACGGCAAACGCCCAGCUCGUUGUGUCUGAGGAUCGGAAAAGCGUGAGGCGUGGAAUUGCACGGCAGGAGGUGCCGGACAAUCCAGAGAGAUUCCAUUCUUUCUGUUUGCUGGGCUGCGAGAGGUUCACCUUGGGGAAACAUUACUGGGAGGUGGAGGUGGGAGAUGGGGGAUUUUGGGCUGUGGGUGUCGCCAGAGAGUCUAUGAGGAGGAAGGGAGGGAUCAGAUUUAACCCUGAGCAGGGGAUCUGGGCUGUGGAGCGGUGUGGGGAUCAGUACCGGGCUCUCACCUCCCCUGAGACUCCCAUGCCCCUGAAUGAGAGGCCUAAGAAGAUUGGGGUUUAUCUGGACUAUGAAGCGGAGUGCGUGGCAUUUUAUGAUACUGGUAAUGAGACCCUGAUCUUUACUUUCAUGUCAGCGUCUUUCACUGGGGAGACAAUCCUUCCCUUCUUCUGGGUGGGCAUUGGCGUCCUGCUCAAAAUCUGCCCCUGAGGCCUGGAGAUGGGGAGGUGGAGUCAGGGGUAGCAAUAUCCCACUGGGGUUCACUCUGGUUGUGGACCAGAAGUGGACUGAACUAGUCAUUGUCCCAGGGACAGCUCAGAUGGGUUGCAACUCUAUGGCUCUAUGACACUGCUAUGGCUCUAGAGAGGGGCAUGGGGGAGACAGAGGAGAUGGGGGGUUGAAGGGAGCAUAGGCACCGACUCUGUGGGUGCUGCAGGGCUGGAGCACCCAUGGGGAAAAAUUAGUGAGUGCUCUGCAUCCACCAGCAGCCAAGCUCCCAUCCCCGCCCCCCCAUCUCCUCCUCCUCCCCCUCCCCUGAGGGCGCCGUGUUCCCACUCCUCCGCCUGCCUCCCAGCGCUUGCCACCGCCAAACAGCUGUAACCGGCUCCGGGAGGGAGGGGAAGGAGUGGGAACGUGGUGCACUCAGGGGAGGAGGCGGAGCCGGGGCAGGGAUUUGGGGAAGGGGUUGGA